Messenger RNA from Folsomia candida, 1031 nucleotides. RefSeq lists its product as uncharacterized. The record is from RefSeq and is a predicted model, not a curated record. The transcript has 4 exons. Lineage: Eukaryota; Metazoa; Arthropoda; Collembola; Entomobryomorpha; Isotomidae. Bases 125 to 934 code for a protein of 269 amino acids.
CACAAAUGUGUGCGGGGAGUUGAAAAAAGCUCAAAUUCUUUACUCAACACAUCAUCUCAUCGUCUUCAGCAGCCGUAUCGCCCACUGAGGAACGCAUUACUUCUCUGCGCAUUACUUAAACGUCAUGGAGAAUAAAGAGGAGGUCGAAAUCGUCGGAAUCGAUGGCGAAAUCGCAGGGGUGGAAAAUCCAAGCUCCUCCGCGGACAACCGGUCGUCAGAUUCGGGGCAAGAAGAAUCCCUUCGAACCUCCACAUACAUGACGCCCCUCUUGGAAUUCGACAAAAAAAUCGGCUCCUUCGAAAACAUGGAAACUUUCGAUCCCGACAAGACGGAAACGGCCCUGGAUCAUCGCGAUUCGUAUGGAUGCCUUAUCUACCCGUUGUACUACCGUCCAAAAUACCUCCGCAUGGAAACCGUUGGAGGCAUCGACGAGCUCAAGACGUACUGCAAAGCGGUCACGGUGGGAUGGCGUCUGUGGCCCCAUCACUGGACCACGUUUCAACACAUCAUCGACUACUUGUCCAUGUACACCCUGUUGGAAGACGUUAAACGGAUGGAGACCCCGUUUUUGCUGACUUUGAAGGACAUCGCGGUCAAGAACGAGAACGACUCGGGGUUCGGCGGUCUCUUCAUGGCGCCACAAGCGAAGAGGAUCAUUUUCCAGUGGAAGACGCCACUUCCUCCGGGUGGCAUCGCGUCGAUGAGGAUGAAUCCACUGAUGCUGAAAGCCAUGCUGUCCGGCAUGAAACCGGGGCCGGGGGGACCGGUCGAGAUGGAAAUUUGCGGGGGGAUCGACUGUCUCGAAGUUGAGACGAGAGUGGUGACCUUUCCGCGCUGUGGGAAAUGCAAGAAGGUCGUGUAUCAUUCGAAAGAGUGUCAGCGGAAGGCGUGGCAUGCAGGGCAUAAGAAGGUGUGCAAGGCUCCUCCGGUGUAAUAGAGUGGAUUGGGAUUCAUUGUCAAAUUUGAGGUUGAAAAUGAAAUGAAUAAAUUAAGGUUUCCUUACAUUUUUAAGGGUAACGUUUCUGAAAGUA